UUCGGUGAAAAUUUUUGUCGAAUAGCAAGAAAAAUGUCAGCCGAAGAUUCCUGGGUCUUCGACUCCUUAGUUUGCUUCUUACAUGGCCCCGUGUGGAAUGCACCGUUACAGACCUUUAUAGAGGAGAAAUCAUUAGUCUUCGAUCCAAACUUGCAGCUGGAUGAGAACAAUGCCGAGAUCCGGCAGAUACACGAGGAAUACAAAAAUCUCGUAGACUAUAUGCUGGGCAGCUUUAUGGAGGAGAUGCAAAUAUCGCCAGAGCAAUUCGAGCAGGCUUGCCUUGAGGGCCGCCAGCAGGGACAGGGAGAGAAUCCUUUUCAGUUCCAUCAGGUGCUCUUUCAACAGAUAUGGGCCGCCAACGAUUUAAAAAUUUUCAUACGCAUGAUGACGCAACGUAACGUGGAGCUUCAGUUGCAGGCAUUGGAUCUCAUUGAGAAGAAUCAAUUGUCCUUCGCAACAUCUACUGAACAGGCGGAUGAUGACAGUGCCACGGGCUCGGAUCAGGGGGAGACCGCCGCUGAAGUGGAACUUAUAGCCAAGGCGGUGAGCGACGAACUUGAAAGUCCCGAAGCAGCUCUGACGCCCGAUCAUGAUGCAGGCGUCGAUUUGGUUAACGAUAAGUUCCAACGCUUGAAUUUGUUCUUUGAGCAACAGGAUAAAGUCGACCCCAAUGAUGUGGUCUCCCGUCAGGAAUAUCUGCGCCAGCAGCGCGACAAGAUUGUGGAGAUUAAGAAGCAGACGCGUGCCAAGCAACUGCAGGACACUGUGGCACGCAGCAGCGCACAGGCAACCGGAUCACGACCUAAUUCGGCACAGGUGGCUCAGCGACUAAUGGAGAAUGGUGGCAAGACCACGGAGCUGGCGGCGCCUUCCCCAGACAGCGAGGAAUCUGCGGCGCUGCAGCUGCGACGUACACUAGCGAAGCGACUGCGUAGCGAGGUUGUGGAGCACAACUGAGUGCAUUAGUAUGUCUCCUGCUUAUUGGACACUGGGGGGAUUCGAUUCCUUGCCGAUC
Molecule: messenger RNA, 1015 nt
Organism: Scaptodrosophila lebanonensis
Lineage: Eukaryota; Metazoa; Arthropoda; Insecta; Diptera; Drosophilidae
Product: cilia- and flagella-associated protein 36
Exons: 4
Coding region: 34-957 (307 amino acids)
Cellular component (GO): ciliary base; axoneme
Source: RefSeq, a predicted model, not a curated record